GAAGCCCAAGGUGCGGGGCAAGAUGGCGGCGCUGGUGCAGCGCGUGGGUUGGGCCACGCGAACAUUGCUGCUGGUAACGCGAGCUCGGGACCUCGGCGCGCGGCGCGGGGUCCGGGCGCUGCGGCGGAGCCCGGUGAAAGUGCUGUUUCCAUCUGGUCAGGCCGUGGAGCGGAAGCCCGGGCCCGGGAAGCAGCCCCGGAAGGCGGCUGCGGAGGCCAGUUCCCGCGAGCAGCGACUGAAUCAGCCGCUUCAGGUUCCCGCAUCCCAGACGCCCAGCACCUGGGAAGAGUCGGGGCUUCGCUACGAUAAGGCUUUCCCCGGGGACAAAAGGCUGAGUAGUGUGAUGACAAUAGUUAAAUCCAGGCCAUUUCGGGAAAAGCAAGGGAAGAUCCUGCUGGAAGGUCGUAGGCUGAUUGCAGACGCUCUCAAGGCUGGUGCUGUGCCAAAAAUUUUCUUCUUCAGCCGUCUAGAAUACAUAAAGGAGCUACCCAUUGAGAAACUUAAAGGUGUUAGCCUCAUUAAGGGAUUUUUGCCAAACCUGACCAUGCUAAGAUGACAUACCCAGAGACUCAGCUUCGCCACACACUGCCCUUAUUGUUGAUUUGUGACAAUCUCCGUGACCCUGGGAACCUGGGGACAAUUCUGAGAUCUGCUGCUGGCGCAGGCUGCAGCAGAGUGUUACUCACCAAAGGCUGUGUGGAUGCCUGGGAGCCCAAGGUGCUGCGGGCGGGGAUGGGUGCGCAUUUCCAGGUGCCCAUCAUCAACAAUCUGGACUGGGAAACGGUGCCCAAGUACCUGCCCACCGACACCCGGGUCUACGUGGCUGACAACUGUGGCCUCUAUGCACAGGCCCAGGCCCGGGCGUCUACUAAGGCCAGUGACUACGGCUGGGUAUGUGACCGACGAGCCAAGCUUCACCAGUAUGAGGAGGAGGGAGAGGAUGUCGAAAGUGGAGCCAGUAAAGGCUGGCUCCCUGAACUCCAGGUCCAGACUUACGACGCGGACUGGACAGAGGCCCCCGCAGCUGUGGUGAUAGGCGGGGAGACCCACGGCGUGAGCCUCGAGUCCCUGCAGUUGGCCGAGAGCACGGGGGGCGGGAGGCUGCUGAUCCCCGUGGUGCCCGGCGUGGACAGCCUGAACUCGGCCAUGGCAGCGAGCAUCCUGCUCUUUGAAGGGAAGAGACAGCUGCGGGUGAGGGCGGAACACCUGAGCAGGGACCGGGGAUGCCACUGAGGGGACGUGGGUGGCAGUCCUCAGUUGGAGGUUGUCUCUGUGGUUAUGGGAAAGGUAAGUACUUCGGGACUUUCUGCUUAGCUUCAGAAAUAACGGCGGCGGCAGUUCUUCCCGACGCCGUCCAGCCUCCCGCAGGCUCCCGUAGAUGGGUGUGUUUGUGUGUUGUGAGAGAGAAGCCUAAGUAAGUGGUUCAGUAUGUGUGUGUUUUUAAAUUGUCCACCAGGGAGCAUUUUUAUGCCCAGAAAGUUCCUGAUGGCGUCGUGCGGGGCAGGGAGGACUCCUCCACCGGCUGAGGGUGUUUUGCUGUCGUGGAGCAGCGGUUCCAGGCCAGGCUAGGUCACUCACUGCUCUGAUCACGGGUCAAUGGAAAAUAAACCCGGGUGAUGUGUAGACCAGCAGAUAACAUUUAAAAAGUUCCAUUUCCCUGGGGUCAGUGGGUCUUCAUGCCUGUCUUUUCCUCUCUGGCCCAGUGAUGAGGCCAUUGCUGAGACUAGUGACCCGGGAAGCUCGGGGCUGCAGGCGAGGUCUCGGUAGCCAGCUGUCCUUUUGGCUUGGCUGUGCUGGUCUCCGUGGUUGUUCAUUCAGGCCUUGACUUAAACAGUUUAUGACAGGUUUUCCCCCAUUUCUGGCGAAACAGCUUACUUCAUGCAUCAAGUGGAAUUAUACCUUCUUAGCACCUCCGCGGAUGUCCCUUUGAGGACUUUUGGUUCAGAAAAGGAGGAAACAGUUUUGAAAUUUUCAGCUUAACCCUCUAUCUGUCAGCAGAGCCGUACCGGUUUUCCUAACUUCCUGCUGUUAGUCCUACUUGAUGUAACACUUCUGGUUAAACGGAAUGUCUGAUUUACUUUAUCUCCCCCCCCCCCCCAAUAAACCGAACCACUUGGGUAAAUACCACUGUUCCUGGAUGCUGUGUGAACAGAGGCUCCUGUGAAGGAAGAGAGGCUGAGGCUCUGAGGAUGAGAGCUGGGGGCCCCUGAGCCCACAACUCUGCAGCAAGACCCUGCUGUUCUCUCAAAGCCCCAGGGGACCAGGGGCCACUGGGUCUGCAGCCAGGGACCUGAGGGCAAGGCAGGAGGUAAUGCCUGUGGUCACUGGGAAGAGGGGGCGGGGGGACUAGAGGCUGGGACUGACUUCGAGCAGGGCUUCUGCAACCAUGGAGAAUCUGGUUGGAGUUGAGGACAGAGACACCAGCAGAGUGGUACCACAUCCCAUCACACAGUGGCUCCUGUCAGGGUUGGGUUCCUCGCCAGCCCUUGGGCUGCUUGUUUCAGGGAGGGCCAAUGAGUUGCGGCAUGCCCCUGCCCUGGCUUCCCCAGUUCCCUGGUAGAGCCAAAAGGGCAAGCCUGACUCUGCCCCAGGUGCUGCUGCCCAGUGGGACUGCUUUGCUCUGUUUGAGGGGAGGGCUUUUUGCAGGAACAAUCUCUUUGCUUGGUUGUGCUCUCUCAGGCUGACCGGUGGGAACCUGCUCUGGUCUGGGCCAGCCCAGGACCCCACACGUUGGGUGACGGUGGCUCCCAGAAUGUUCAGACCCUCCAUCCCCUUUCAGCUUUUAGAAAGUAGAAGAGCCCACAGCCCUUAUGCUGUGCUGAGCCCACAAAGGCCAGGGUCUCGUCUGCCAGCUUCACGGCGAUAAUGCCUGCCAGACCAACAGGUGAAAUCAGGGGGGGCAGGGGAGAGAACAGUACCACUUGGGGCCCCUGACAGUCCCCAACACCUAGGGAAAGUGCUAAAGAAACAGAUGUCACUAAAAUGAGGCUCAUGCCUUUUUUAGCAUGAAACACACCUGCAGUUUUUGCCUCCAGGUUAUUGUUCCUGAUGUUUGUUAUAAAACAACAACCGAUGAAAUAACAAGCACUAUACCCGGUCCUUGCUCAGAACAAAGCCCUGCAAAAGAGCAUAUCUGGUGAAUCAUUUUACACCUAUUUUAUCAUCCUGGGUGCAAGAAGGAAAAGAAAUUUACAUCCCAUUCAUUUUACAGGCAAUGGUUUGUGUACUGUGUAUUUGUGGGUAUAAUUUAGCAGAGGGGAGGGCACAUUUUCCUUCCUUUAAAAUGAUGGCAUGGGAAGCCAAUGGCCGUGAAGUUUGCCUGGUGAUGGUAUUUGCCAUCUGGAAUUAUUCUCAAUUUUGAGGCCAGCAUUUAUGUCACCAUUGCCCCCGGGAGACAGGAAUAAACACUGAGCAGUAUAUGACAAGUAAAACGCAUUGCUUGGCUGAAAGAGAAGCAAGCCUUCAGAAGGUUGGCCGAGCUGCCCCUUGCCUUUGUGUGGCAGGUAGCUGUCACCCUGGUGUCUGCCACCAGGGGGCAGCCAUGCCCCAACCACUCCCAACCCGGAAGGGAGGGGUGGGGAUUUUUUCCUGGAUGUAAGUUGUUGAAAAAGGAUGGAGUCAAAAGUCUCCUUCCACCCCAGCCAGCUUUUGCAAGCUGUUUGUGCCCAGAGGUGCUGAGGUUCGAGACCCAUCCACUGUGUUGUUCAUUCUCGUUAAAAUCUGAACGAGGGCGUUGGGCCAAAAACAGAGGAGGAAAUAGACAAAUGGGAAGUAGCUGCAGCAGGAAAAAACAGCACAUCUUUUCCCUUUGGCUGGAGCUUGGAGUUUCAGGGCAGGAGACGCUGAAAAGUCCUCACUGCUCCCCUCACCCCAGAUGCUAGUCGGCAGUUAAAAUCUCAGUGAUUCAGGCCCAGAGGAUAGACAGACCUUGAGGGACUGGUUUCCAUCAGUUCCACCAGGGACCUACUACCACCUGCCCUGGGAUUCCUAGCAACACCAGAUGUCACCAAAAGCUGAGCUGCCUGGAGCCCCACUUCUGUUGUUCCACCACGUGAGGACCCAGAGACAACACCCCACCCAGGGGUCCCCAGCCGGUGCCGAAAGCCAGCGGCCACACUGCAGACCCGGGCCUCUUGCGGUCAAGCCUCCUCUGGCCGCUGAGAGCAGACCUGCCUGGUUCACCCAGAAAACACUCAUGAGGACUCCUUUAAACUCCAAGCUCUCUCUGUCUCCAUCAGUGAACGCGCAAAGGCAGUGAGCUCAGAUCCAGGUGAAGGGAUGAGCCGACGUGCUGCUGUGGGUGACAGUCAGGGGGCCGAGUUACCCUGGAGCAGCUGCAAGUGCUCAGAGCCCCAGGAGGCUCACAUUCCCAACGUUAUCAGUCUGUUCUUACGACACUUGGCGGGGAAGAGCAACUGAGCAACUUUUUUCAGCUGAGGCCUCAGAAUUGGAGGGGACCGUCACCAAAGCCACCCGUCCUCAAAAUGCAGGGAGAGGAGUUCCUGUUAUGGCUCAGCAGUGACAAACCCAACUAGUAUCCAUGAGGAUGGGGGUUUGAUCCCUGGCCUUGCUCAGCAGGUUAAGGAUCUGGUGUUGCUGUAGCUGUGGUGUAGGCCAGCAGCUGCAGCUCCAGUUCAACCCCUAGCCUGGAAACUUGCAUAUGCUGUGGGUGCAGCCCUA
Molecule: messenger RNA, 4680 nt
Organism: Sus scrofa (pig)
Lineage: Eukaryota; Metazoa; Chordata; Mammalia; Artiodactyla; Suidae
Gene: MRM3
Product: mitochondrial rRNA methyltransferase 3
Biological process (GO): RNA processing
Molecular function (GO): RNA methyltransferase activity; RNA binding
Source: RefSeq, a predicted model, not a curated record